AUGCUCGCAAAGUCAGGCGUCGAUAAAAGCUCCACUUCCCCUCCAUUUCUGGCUUUCGUUGCUCGAGACCCAAAGCGGCAGAAUGCCCAUAUUGGUCUCGACGGCGAGGUUAUGCAAGCUCUCGUCGCAUACUCUGAAGAGGGCAAUCAAUUUGAGGACCAAAAUGAGGUCCCGAACUUCAUCCGUGAUAUGAUCUACAAGAAGGACCUGGAUAAUCUUCGACGAAAAGAUGAUAGCCGCAAGCGCAAGGGACGGGGGUCUUCCCCAAGCUACCCAAUUCUGAUCAACAACAUGUGGCCUGGAUCAUCAGAGCAAACCCUUGCUCUAGCCUCAAGUACUGGAGGUCCUCACAAGGACGCAUGGCGUGUCCCUGAGCCUAGAGAUGGGGCGAUAAUGCGAUACUGCACUUGGCACUGCGCCCGUCUCAUCCUAGUCCUCAACUUCCUUCACAAUCAGCCCAGCAUGUCUGAAGUGACCUCGCGCACUGGCUUCUCGAGAGCCAACAGCCUUGACACAAAGCCUUAA
Messenger RNA from Microdochium trichocladiopsis, 525 nucleotides. RefSeq lists its product as uncharacterized. Lineage: Eukaryota; Fungi; Ascomycota; Sordariomycetes; Xylariales; Microdochiaceae. Bases 1 to 525 code for a protein of 174 amino acids. The record is from RefSeq and is a predicted model, not a curated record. The transcript is spliced from 3 exons.